CGUCGACCUCGCGCGGGUCGGUGCCGCGGUCGUGGCGAGGUUGGAGAGGUCGAGGUUCAACGCUGCGGACCGAGAGGCUUCCAAUUAAGUGAGCAGUCGAAGCAGCAUGGACUGGAGCUGGCAUGUUCAGGAUGUUUGGAGCAGUUGGGUUUCAGGCAAGUUUCAGGAUCUGGUUCUUCUGUGGAUGCCUUUAAGUGAUCUCGCCCAUCCGUCUGCGAGCCGCGCCAUGCUUUCCAAAAGACUUCGCGUUCGCCAUCGCGUGACUCCAGCGCUGCUUCCCGUCAGCUGCGUUCCCGUCGUCUUUGGACGGUUCGAAGCUGAAGGUACACCCUGAAGUUCGAGUGUCCCUCGCACGUCUUCCGCUUUCGCCUCGUCCUGCAAAGCUGGUCCGCCGUCGAUCCGGGGAAGGAACUGGGCCCGGUGGUGGCGUUCAUGUCAGGAGGACAGGGCUUGGAGGAGCUCGAGGAAUAUGGCUGGCGCAAUCUUUCGCCGGCGCUCACCUGGCAGGUCUUGGAGCAACGCCUGGGCGGCCUCUGGCGCGAGGUGCGCAAGCGACUGGAGGCCUCCUGAGGCAGUGAAGGGAGGCCGUCGUUCCGCCACGCGGGGGUGUUCCGACCCGAAAGCAUCUCUGCGAACAUCAGGAGGAAGGCGAUGUUCUGCAAAUAUGACCAGGCACGGAGCAGGCAGUUGGGAGAAUAUGGAGAAUCCACCAACAAUCUGGGUGCAGAGCGUGCGUACGCUGCGUGCACACACUGGCACGCUGGGCGAGGUCCCCCUUCUUCCAGCUGCAAAAUUGGCAGCAGUAGUUAGCUUCGGCGUGACUUUUGGUCAUGCAGAGUGCACUUUCCAGGCAGAGCUCGCUUUGAAAGCGACGGUGCUUUUUUGCUUCGAAGCGUGGUUCUCUCGCCUUCAGUAGUUUAGUGCACGUUAACGCACCGGUCGAAGCAGUGAUGGCACUGGUCUUUGCCACACGCGCUCAAGUGCGCGGGGAAAACGCCGGUGCUUUCACGAAAGUUGGCUGAAAA
Messenger RNA from Durusdinium trenchii, 1025 nucleotides. NCBI's taxonomy places the organism in Eukaryota, Dinophyceae, Suessiales, Symbiodiniaceae. The record is from the annotation of a GenBank genome assembly.